AGUUCUGUAGCCCACUCGAGAGUGUAAAAUUUGUUUACUGGCAUUUAAAUAUCAGCGAAUUUGGGCCAUAACGCCAGACUCAUCAAUUAGCACUGAUGCCCAAAGCGACUAGAUGAGUGCCUGGAUGAACGGGCGACCGAAAUUUUGCACUAGCCACACAAAUAACACGGAAAACUAUGAGUUUGCACUACGCGGAAUCGGAAUCUUCGCAGUCAGAGAGCAAAAUGGACAUCUCGGAGACGCCGACGGACUCCACGGGCGUCUCGCCGCUGGCGGAUGAUGCUGUGACCCCCGCUCCCGAAAAGAACAUCCUGGAAAUGGAGCAGGCAAAGGACCAUGACAAGGAAGAGAUAGAGUUUAAGACGAGCUCCGCGCUGGACAACAGAAUACUGCGUCCGGAGCUGCUGCCCAUGGAAACCACCCCCCAGCGACACACCAUCGAGCGCACCCUAGCCAACAGUCAUCCGCUGAUGUCACCGACCAACACGGACUCGGAUUCCGAGCCCUUUCAGCUAAAGAAACAGGAGACACAACCGCCGCGGAACAAUUUUCCGGACGUGGUGCCCACCACAGAGACGGUGCAGGCGAAGAACUCGCUGAAUCAGUCGCGGAGCAAGCCUCAGGAUGCCAAGGUCAGUUUGCUACGGGCCAACAGUCCGGACAUUCUGAGCAGCGAGUCGGAUGCGGAUGUCUCCCAGUACUUGGCCGCCGUCGAGUCUAACUUUCAGUCUGUCUCCCUGAUGCCCAAUGGAAACGGAAAGAAAUCCAAGCGAACGACCACUCUCCCUGGAGGCGAGGACAUAUCCAGUCUGGAUUCCAUCUCGAAUCACAGCUUCGAUGACGACGAGGACAUCGAGCACAACCUGGCAUCCUUGAGCCCCUCCAGCUCCCUAAUCGAUGGUUUGGAUGGGGAGGACGACGACGACGAUUGCGAGGGUCCGGAGCUGCUGCCUGAUAACGAUGACGACCUCGAACUAGACAUGGAGUUCGGUCUGGCCACUACGCCGACGCCAAAUGCCCAGGCUUCGGCCAAUGGUGCCUCCACAUUACCGCAAUACACAGCUGCUGAGGAGAGACGCGAUUCGCGAAACUGGCAGAAGAUCACUCUACCGGAUGGACGCACCCGGGAGAUCGAUAUGCGGGUCAUCGAGCCGUACAAGCGUGUUCUAUCCCACGGUGGAUAUCUCAAAUCUGGCGGCCAGAACGCCAUCGUCAUCUUUUGCGCCUGCCACCUGCCGGAUAGGUCGAGGGCCGACUACAGCUAUGUGAUGGACAACCUGUUUCUCUACGUGGUCAAGACCCUCGAGCAGCUGGUCACGGAUGACUAUGUGCUGAUCUAUCUUCAUGGCGGCUCCAACAGGCGGAAUGUGCCGCCGUUUCCCUGGCUCAAAAGGUGCUACCAACUGCUGGACCGUCGGUUGCGCAAGAGCCUGAAGCACAUGUAUCUGGUGCAUCCCACGUUUUGGAUAAAGUCUCUGGUUUGGAUGGCGCGGCCUUUUGUGAGCACAAAGUUCUGGCGCAAACUGGUCUACGUGAAGUCCCUGGAGGAGCUCGGCCUGCACGUGGUCGUGGAGAAGGCUGCCAUCCCGGAGAAGGUUAAGCAAUACGACGCCAAGCGGCACUGAGGACCUGCGAUGCCCCAGACUUGUCUCACUCAAAACGCUAAUGCAAACGCAACGCAUCCAUGCCACACUCGCUACUCAAGCCUCUGCAUUCCCCCAUCUUCAAUACGGACUAAGGCUAAUCCUCCAACCGAUUGUUUGCGCUCUCUUGCUAUGCUUUAAUUUAAGAUCUCAAUCUUUGUGAUACUUUAUGUUUGCCUUCUCUCAGUCGAGUCCCCCAAGUCGAGUCCCCUCCUAUGCAUUUCCCCGGUUGAAGCGUGGAAGGCGUUCAGCAAAACAUCGAACAAGUUUUUGUAGUUCUUUAUUGGCAGUCGUAGAAUUCGUAUUAGUAGACACAGAGUCACAUCUGCUAGGAUCCUAUAUAUAGACACUUACAUAAUAAUACCAUGUAGUUAUCGUGUAGCUUCCGCUUCAUAAAUUUUGUAAUGGAACAGACAUAUGCAACCAGAAACCACCAAACUUCCGAACAUGUUACCUUUAUUUGUAGUGGCAAAAAGAGUAAACACGAAGUUGGAACAGAGUGUAGUCCACUACACUGAACCUAAGCAUAAGUAAUUGAAAAUCUUUAGCUGAAUUUUGCAUCCGAUACCGCAUAUAUUGUACAUUUAAAGCGUUCCGAGCACGACACUUUCGCUGACACUGAGGACCCCAUGCCAGUCGACAGUAGAGGUGCCCCAUUAUCUCAUCCACCAUCAGAGUUAGCCGAUUAGCCAGUAAGUGAAAUAGCGACCAUUCUUUGUGGAAUCUACACACGGACACACGUAGAAUCUCUCUAGCGGAUAAAAGACGUACAAUUAGGCAAUGUAACCGAUUAAUAUUAAGAGCGACAUUUUGUUGGUUUCCUUUUACCGCUUUAAACAAACAAUAAUAAUAAAGUGCAAGAUGAUUUUUUAUUUAUUCUGCAAUAAACCCUGUUAAUGAUGA
Molecule: messenger RNA, 2546 nt
Organism: Drosophila ficusphila
Lineage: Eukaryota; Metazoa; Arthropoda; Insecta; Diptera; Drosophilidae
Product: BCL2/adenovirus E1B 19 kDa protein-interacting protein 2
Exons: 4
Coding region: 177-1625 (482 amino acids)
Cellular component (GO): cytoplasm
Source: RefSeq, a predicted model, not a curated record